GCAGUUUACAGUUAUACUUCACAACGCAAAGCUUGAGCUCAGAAAGGGACUGCCUUCAGGAGGACAUUUUCCUGUUUUACUAAAGAGAGACAAAUUGAACAAGAUGAAACUGAUUCUUCUCCUCCUCAUCUCCUGCCUCGCCUUACAUAGCACAAAGGGAGCACCAAGGACUGCUGUGUAUAAGUUUGUGAGAUGUAACCCUGAUGGUGACCAGGCCAACUGUGUGACUCAACAAAGCCCAGAGAUGGAGUGGAGUCCAGAUCUGCCAUCAAAACUGCCUGCUUCUGCUGCAGAGUAUCUGGAGGCAGAGCCUGUGGAGGAUGAGAACUCACCAAUGGAGGAGAACGAUGAGGAAGAGCAGGAAUACGAGGAGGAGGCAGAGGAGGAGGAAUCGAAACUGAGCGAGUCAACUGGAAUAUUCCUGGGCGAGGAAGGUUCUGGUGGUUAUGAAGGCUCUGCAGCUGAAGGUCCAUACAUAGCGGACAAGAGCAACCUCGGUGAGACUGGUUCUGGCAUGCUCUGGAAAGAAAGUGGAGAUAUGAGUGACCUGAGGAGGCUGUUCGCCAGCAGGCGUACAAGCGAUGAGGUAAAACCCGAUGAGAGUGAUUACAAAGAAGACCACCUUCUGCAGCUGUAGACUGGACUGCCAACCACUCCGAAGCACAUAAACAAGGCUGGCAUCUAAUUUGAUUCCCUGUCUGGGCUUAUAGUAAACUCCACCUGCUGGGAAAAAACAAAUGCCAUUUUUUGUACUCUCUGUGUUAUUGUUAUUAAUUAUUUUCAGAAAGGCCAAAACAACGACUGUAAACAAUGUGAAAAUAAUUGUGCCAGUAUUGUGCUUUCCUAUGGAAAAAAGCUUUCAAAUGCUUUUUUAAAUAUAAAUAAAAAUAUUCUUUUAAAUCAUUGUAAUACCAGUGCAAUAAAAGCAUGCCUUUGUCCAUG
This is a messenger RNA of Neolamprologus brichardi, 942 nucleotides long. It is a transcript of the gene srgn, whose product is annotated as serglycin. The record is from RefSeq and is a predicted model, not a curated record. NCBI's taxonomy places the organism in Eukaryota, Metazoa, Chordata, Actinopteri, Cichliformes, Cichlidae.